Messenger RNA from Cucurbitaria berberidis CBS 394.84, 1226 nucleotides. RefSeq lists its product as uncharacterized. The record is from RefSeq and is a predicted model, not a curated record. NCBI's taxonomy places the organism in Eukaryota, Fungi, Ascomycota, Dothideomycetes, Pleosporales, Cucurbitariaceae. The transcript has 4 exons. Bases 1 to 825 code for a protein of 274 amino acids.
AUGACUGUUGCUAUCUUCUACCCUAUGUGUGCGCGAGGUAGAUAUCUAUGCGAUCGUAUCGUUGUUCAUCGAGGCCCAGAGGCGAGGGCACUGCAAGAGUCAAAUCAGCAAACGGUGGAUAACAGCGCUACCACAACGCUGCAAUGCGCUCAACAGCAGCAGAAUGAGCGAGACGUAGAUGAGCGCGUCCUUCUCUACAACACGAAUCUGCUCGUAGACCUCGAUUGUGUUGCUCAUUUGAAAGAGCAGCUUUGGAAAAAUCGUCUCGUACUGCGUGCAGGUCUGGAAGGACUUGUUUUGACUACUAGGGGGGCGCUGAAGGCGCCAUCUGCAGACACCCCCACCCCGCGGCGGCUUGAGGUCCGGUCGCCGGAGGUGGUUGCGGCUGGCCUAAUGCAUGUUCUGAGCAUGACAACACCGACAGCAGCCUGCUCGCAUACUCUGAUAACGUAUAUUGAGCUCGUAUCAAGCGGCAGGAGGCCCCCAAAACAUCCUCGAUUUGCGCAGAUAGCUGCCCAUCAUGUGUUCAGCAAACCCGGCGAGCAACAUGAUCCCCCAGCACAGCAAUACAACGGCACGCUCACCACACUAGGAUCAGGCAAAUGUUGGGGCAUCAAUAAGAAGGGGAACCAGAGUCAUGCACCUCCGGGUUUGGGGAUAGCAUCACAUGCUUUGCAGAACUCUCAGAACACCGAGACUGCUUUCUCACAAGGAUCUGGAGCCUGCAUACAAAGUUCCGAGCUUGCGGAUGAAGCACGAAGGAGUAAUGUGCGCUACAGUCAAAGCGGAGAUGACCAUACCCCACAGUCGGAGUACCUGGUCUAGGCAAGCCUUCGAGCACGUAGAUGGCGAAGCCGGAGACUAGUAACGUAAGAGAUGCGGCUAUUUUUUGUUGUAGCCUUUUAGGAAACUCUCGCGCAGAGAUCGACGAUCAACAGUUGUGCACAUAAGCCACUUUAUCUUGCACGUACUACAAGGCUUGCAUACAACAACACCAUCAUUCAGAGAUUGAUAAAUAUGACGCUCUAGUUCGUAUUCCCUUUAUUAAACCCUACACAUAAGGAUUAUUCCAUACAUUUGCACAAGUCGAUGUUGUCUUAGAGGUAAGUACGACUUCGAUGUUUUCCUUUAGUUUCAAGCUCUUAGAUUAACAUCUCCUAAUGUAAAACCACUCAAAUCUUCACGAAGUCUUGAAAUGUUCUUCUAUCUCUUCUCUCAAGUCUGGG